This is a messenger RNA of Glossina fuscipes, 3521 nucleotides long. RefSeq lists its product as uncharacterized. Bases 86 to 3433 code for a protein of 1115 amino acids. NCBI's taxonomy places the organism in Eukaryota, Metazoa, Arthropoda, Insecta, Diptera, Glossinidae. The record is from RefSeq and is a predicted model, not a curated record. The transcript is spliced from 7 exons.
GCUUUUAUUUUAUUUAUUUGGCGAGUUUUUUGGCAACAAUUAUUUGCAAGCAUAUACAACAAUCCAUCUCCAGAAACACACACGAAUGGAUUCAAGGAAUAUAGAUAAAUCUUCGGACAAGAAAUUUCCAGUAUCUUUGGAGUUUUUCAAAAAACACAUACAAUAUGAGGAGUUAGUGGAUGCUAUUUUAAAAGAUGCCAGUAGAGGCGAUGAUGAGAAAUUUAAAGAGUCGUUAACAUGUGAAAGAAAGCGCGAGAAUUGUAUUAAGAAUUAUUAUACAUAUUUCUACACGAAACCUCGUAUACGGGAACGAUGGCCUUUUAAACUGAAACCCAUGCCAAAGGGUAUUAAAGCGAAACUCCUGGAAAUACCGGAAUACGCAAAAAAACAAAAAAAGAAGGAAAAAAACCAUGCAGAUCACCGAAAUCAAAACAAUGAAGAUUUGCAAUUUCCUAAGCUACUAUCAAGUUUCGGCCCCACGGUCGCGGCACCAUUGGAGGUUGAAGGUCUUAAACUACCUUCUGACGAAAUAUGCAAAGAUGAUGAUUUAAAUAAGAAUAUAAUUUAUCAACCAAAUUGUGAUCAAGAUAUUCGAGUUGAAGAAGAAGAAUUUUGGAAUCAAAAUAGCAAUCAAAGGGUACCUCCUGAAAAUGUUUAUGCGCAUAAUUCUAGUGAAAAUAUAAAUUCUGCAGAAAAUAUAAUGGAAAUUGAUAAUAGAAUGGAUACCGACAAUAACCUCGGAUGCAAUGUAGAACCAUCGGACAAUGGAAGAAAAGAAGCCGUACACAUAUUGGAAAAUCUCAUUUUGGUACCAGCCAUUCCAAAUAGCGCUUCUUCAUUGGCCAAUAAUAUCAAAAAGAAAAAUGAUUAUGAAGAAAUAUUAAUUCGGGAGCAAAGCAACCUGGAAAUAACAAAAGAUAAACAGAAUGAGAUCACGGCUUCAACGAUAUAUUUCAGUGGCAUUUUUAACGACGAAUUCUUAUUGAAUUAUAUUAGUCGGAAAUGCCAUGACACGACUAAACAACAACACAUUUUAAAAUUAAUCAAGGAAAAAUUUCCCCAUCUUACCGAUUCAAAUAUGAUUAACCUAUCCAAAUCUAUAGAAAUAUCGGAAGAAAGUUUCGCUGAAUCAAAGAGAAAUUCCGCGAUAGACGAAGCUAAAAUUCUAUUAUUUUGUAACGUGCAUAAGACGCACACUUUAUCAUAUGUUUUGCGCACUCGGCACGGUUUAAAGUACGAAAUUGUUGAAAACUUACUUAGCGUUACAUUAGAAGAAUUUCAAAGUCUGGUACAUAUCUACGAAGCUGAUGAGUUAAAAUGCGAUUCUAAAUUAAUGGACAGACUGUAUCAUUAUGUAACCACAAAUAUGAAAGUGUGGCCUAUUAAUUUAUUUAUAAAGCUCGAAGAUUUAUUCAACUUCUUGAAACACAAACACAUUAAUUUCCAUGCAAUUAACCAAAAUGUUCUAUUGGAACACAUUUCUCCAAAAUUUUUUCACUGGUCUGACUUACAAAAUACAACCAAUUUUUUUGAUUGCGUUCGUGCGGAUUAUUUGAGGCGUUAUGCUGUGAAAUUGGAUGUGACUAAUGCAGUAGCAAUGGAAGCUGCGAGCAAAGAUUAUUAUAAUCGAUGUUGGAAGUACGACGAGUGGAUACAUCAAAUACCAGUGAUAAAACAAGAACUAAUAGAGUAUCUACAGCUUUCAAAGGAAAUGACUGAGUCUGAUGUAGGCGAUGCUCCAUCUAAAUAUACAGGACUAGCCCAACAUUUUUCUGAUUUUCUUAUAGCACCGAAUAAUCAACACCAAAUUAAUAUGUCCCCUCAUGAGUUAAUAAUCAGUGAAAGUCUUGUAGAUGAAUCAUCUUUUCAAAGUCAGCAAGAUCCUAUCAAUAACUCUAUAGAAGAAAGUGCAGACAGAACUCCUAUCAGUUUGGGCGUAAUUAUACCGGCGACGGAGACUAAAAUAAAAUCUGAACCUUUUGAAAUGUUAAAAAAUCUCCAAUUUUAUAUUGACGGGGAUGAUGAUGAUCUGAUACAUUGUACCGUAAUGAACAGCGAGCCGAUCUUGUUAGAUGAGACCGAAAUCGAUUUAAACUGUAGUCCAGUUGAUUUGGAAAAUAAAGGACAUUCGAGGGUUUUAUCACUUACUCCUGCGACGACAUGUGAAAGUCUUUCGUUAAGCCAGACUUUACCUUACCUUUCACAUAAAAAUGAAUGCGAUGAAAUUGCAAAUACGCCAUCAUUUAUAUUGCCUGAUGAUCCCCCUUUGGAAAUUUCUAGAGGUGGCACAAAUGAUAUUCAAGUAGUCGAAAGUGAAUCAGAUAACAAUCCGGAAUAUUCGUGCACCCAAAAUACUAUAGAAGAUGAUGAGGCAAUUACAUCACAAAUAAGACAAGAGAAACAACGCAAAAUAACGGAUUUUGUGAAUACAAACACACGCCAAGUUCAGCAUAAAGUGUUUGUUUCUAACAUGCACGAUUAUAUAGAAUUACGACAUACUGGCGAGCGCCAACCAGCUGUGGCGGACAAUUGUACUGCAGAAGGGCACCAGUCAACAGACAUCCGGAAACCGUUAGAAACACAGGAUGCGCAGGCAGUUUUCCCAUCCAGCAAGAUGCACAUAGCAAGAAAAACAAUUGCACAUAAAAAUCCAAUAAAACCGACAAUUUUCGUACCCCAAUUAAGACAUAAAUUUCCGUCUUUAGUUACGGUGAGAUGUGCAACUAAUUUCCAAGCUCCUCCGAACUUGACAGCCAUUAGUAAAAAUACAACCAGCUGCGACAGAGGUAAUGCGAUGUUCACGUCAAACACGAGGCAACCACCAAAUCAGGUAAUAGUUGGUAAUAAUAAUAGCACAAAAUCCGGUAUCACAAACAGUUCAAAUAGUUCCGUAUCACUUUCCAGUCGUCUUAUGCCAAUACAACUCGUGUCGAAAACCAUGUUGUAUCGCACUUUGUGUCAAAUUGAUUAUUUUCAAAGCAUCAGUUCUCGUGACAUUGCCCAGUAUGAACUGCCAACAAUUGUCGUUGACUCCACCUAUUUACAAGCCGUCAUAACUUGUGAUGGAAUAAAAAUGCGCUUGUGCAACAAAUCUUUAUCCGCUUUAUUUCCGCAAUGGACACCUUCUCUCAAACAAGAUCUCUUUAUCGUUUUGAGAGAUCUAACGGAAUACCAUUACUCUCUGUUCGAUUUUUCAAAAGACAAAUUUUGUGCAGACAUUCGUACACGUGUGCUACAUUAUUUGUUUAGAACUGCAUCGCCAUUUUCCCUUGGAAAUCUAUCCUACGAGUUAAGCAAUCCGGAGUUCGGUUAUUGUUAUCCUAUUACAAACAACAACAAUAGAUCCUACAAACGGAGACCGCAUGCUACUCUUACUGAAGCCUUAAAACCGUCUAUAGUUGCGAAAAUUAUCGAGUUUAAAAGGAAUUUGUAAAUCGGUUUUUAAUUGUUAUUGAUUUAUACAUGCAACUACGUUUUUCUAACUCGUUAUUCGACUGAAAUGCGCAUCAAUAAAAAUUAAC